This is a messenger RNA of Oppia nitens, 6457 nucleotides long. Its product is annotated as zinc finger protein Xfin-like. Gene Ontology annotation, cellular component: chromosome. Bases 228 to 6380 code for a protein of 2050 amino acids. Gene Ontology annotation, biological process: regulation of transcription by RNA polymerase II. Gene Ontology annotation, molecular function: chromatin insulator sequence binding. The transcript has 9 exons. The record is from RefSeq and is a predicted model, not a curated record. Lineage: Eukaryota; Metazoa; Arthropoda; Arachnida; Sarcoptiformes; Oppiidae.
CCACUCAAUACCACUGGACUAUCACUACAACGCAUCAAACACUUGAACGGAAGCCAUCAUUGUCUUGAAUUCGCCAUUUAAUACAACACAUCCACACUUUGAUCCAUUUGGUUAAAACAAAUUGAUUUCAUUUAUAUAUUAUAUAUAAAUGAGUGGACAGAAAAAGAUUUUGAUUUAACCUGAAUUUUGAUUGAUUAAGUCAAACAUCUAUAGCAUGAUUUAGAGGAAUGGCACGAACACCACCCGUUAAGAUGUCAUAUCCUUGUAGUGAAUGCUCUUUUGAAGCCCAGAGCGCCCGACAAUUAUCCCGACAUAAAGCCGUUACUCACGUGGAGAACGCCUUAAAGUGUGUUCUCUGUCCUUUCGUUACGGCUUAUCAGACAAAUCUUUUAAGACAUCGUCGAGAAGUGCAUGGAAUCUGUGGAUCAAAAGGCAAUAAAAGUUGCAAAUUUUGUGGCUUUCUUUCUGAAGAUAACGAAACAUUAAUUCGUCAUCAGUUGGAAGUGCACAGAGAUAUACUAAAGUCAGCACAAGUAAAGUUUGCUAAAGAACUGGUUUCAGCCGGUGGUGAAGACAAUUCUGGUGUUACCGGAUAUGCCUCCAAAUAUGAACAGAACUACGAUUUGAAUGAAAGCAGACAGAGAGCCAAUAGAAGUCAUGUGGAAGAGGUAUACAAUCCAAAUGACACUCAAGAAGAUGAUGAGGAAGACGACGAUAAAAACUUUUGGAAAGAAAGCUUUAUGGACGACACACCAAAUUUUUAUAUGAAUUUAGCUCUUCAGACUAAUGCAAGAGAUCAAUCAGAGACUAACAGUUGGUACGUCUCAUCCGGGCAACAAUCGCCCGCUUCACACGAGAAUUCAAUUGCCGACAGCCAAAUAUCUUCGACUGGAAACACACCAAAGUCAUCAAAAAGCAGAAAGAUGCCGAUUCCGGCCAGUGCUCAAAGUAAUGAUGACCUGCCGGCUACUCGUAUUAGACGUCAGUAUACCUGCAAUGACUGUGGUUUUCGGACAAUAAAUCCGCGUGAAUUUCUUUACCACCGCCGCGAUGAACACGGACAGAGACUAAAGAUUGUUGAGUGUCCUUAUUGUGUAUACGCGUGUCAAUACGUACAGAAAUUACAAAGACAUCUACUUUUGGUUCACAAAUUAGAGACAUCAAUGACUCCUCCGCCUGAGUUGUCAACAACUUCUAGCAAAUCAAAUAAAUCAAAACCAGUUUCACAACAAAAUAAAGCGCAAUCUGUCAAUCAAUCCGAAAGUCCAGAAGUCUUGAAUACCGACUCAGAGAGUCCUCCACAACAGCAAAAUAUUGUGCCUAAGAUCAGAGUUAAAUUGCCCACUUUGACUACACCAGCAAUGGUGACCACUUCCCAAGUUAAGCAACCUGUUCCGGGACAAGGACUGCCAAAAAUGAAAUAUAUGUCACAAAAAUCUAAUGAACAGAAACGUAAAUUAGCUUUUCAGAGACAAUUAACAAAUCAAAAGCGUAUGAAUGAUAAAUCGGGAAUGUUUACCAAAAAGUAUCACAAAUGCCAAACAUGUGGUUAUAUGACUAAUGUUCAGUACCUCUUCAAGAAGCACAUGAAAUAUCAUUCGGCGCCUAAAAUCAAGUGUGAAAUGUGUGACUUUGAGAGUCCCUAUUCCUGGAAUGUGGACAGACAUGUAAAGAGUCAUUACUCUAAUGGACUCUUCAAGUGCACGAAAUGCAGUUUUGCAUGCGAUAAGAAACAGGCCUUAACCGUUCACAUGACUCAGCAUCACAGGGAUAAAGCAAAUGAACAACAAAUACAACAAGCAUUAGAUGCAAACCAAACGGAUCCUAAUAUUCAAAAUAAUGAGGUUAUGAAUGACAGUGUUAGUGGAGAUAUAGAUAGAGAUGGCGAAUCAUUGGCUCAUUUAUUUACUCAAAGUCUUGAAGAGGGUCCACAUUCUUCGUCAGACAUGACAAAUCGUCCAUCGAAUUCAUUUAAUCAGCAAAUGUUGAAAACAGGAUCUCUUAAGAAAUGUAAAUAUUGUAAUUUUCAAGCGGAUUCAUUCGCUAAACUACAAAAACAUGAGAUCACACAACAUCCGGAAAAGAAAUUUCAGUGUCCUUUCUGUGAAAUCAAAUUUGAGAACUUGGUUUGGCUUCAAAGACAUCUCAAUCAAAUGCAUCGCGAGAACAAUCAAGCAAACAGUAUUGUCAAUGUGUUGGAACAGUUGAAUCCGAAACGCAAACGAAAUAAUAAGUCUAAUAUGCCCUCCACUUCAACACCAGUUUCACAGAAUUCUAGUAAUCCAAUGAUUGACAACUUCUUAGGCAAACAACAGGGAAUGAAAAGAAAACAUUCUUCAUUAGACAAGUCUUCUACUCAAUGCCAAGUCUGCGGAUAUCAAACUCGUUGGAUAUCAGAGCUUGAGAAACAUAUGAGAGUUCAUACAAAAGAGAGACCCUUUUCAUGUCCUUACUGUUCAUUCAAAAGCAAGUGGAAGGGAGACCUGAACCGACAUAUCCAGAAAUAUCACAGUCAGCUACCUUUACCUGAUUUAAAUGCAAUGGACCGACAAAGUCAACCAAACGAAUCGGACAGUACUAUGUCUAUUGACUUUCAACAACAAAUGACUAUCGACUAUGAAAAUGAUGCCUCAAUUCUUUCCGGAGAACAGGACUAUGAAGAUUAUAAUGAAGAUUUAGAAGACAUCAAAAUGGAUGAACAGCCACUUCCAGAUGAUUACGAAGAACGGCCACUUGUUUUUGAUGAUUUAUCUGAUGGCGAUGAAGAUGAAACCGAAAACAAAAAUGAUAUGAAUGACAUGUCGACGGCUGAAUUGGUUAGUGUUGAUAUGGUUGAAGAUGACAACGAAAAUGAAUUACAGAUUGACUUUGAAGAAGGCGAUGGCACCAACACUGCUGAUAAUAUGAACGGCAAUGAAACGGGCGAAGUAACCAAAUCGGGAAAAGUUAAAAUGUAUCGGUGCUCAUACUGUGACUUCACAUGUAGUACUGCCAGUCGAUUUCACGUGCAUUUUGUACAGCAUCUCAAUACUAAACCAUUUCAAUGUUCAGUUUGUGGUCAUCGGUCUAAUUGGGAAUGGGAUGUAACGAAACACAUUAAAAUGAAAUCUCAAAGAGACACCAAACAUGAAAGUGCAAAAGCAAUGCUUGUCCACGAAUCGGGAAAACGAGACUAUUCUAAGUAUAAUAAAUAUGUGGUUUGGGUCAACCAGAAGGAGGUUAUGGCCAACAGCAACAACAAUACUAAAAUUGAUUUCAGAGCUAAAAGAGCGCGUUUGGAGCAAAAUGAAGGAAUUGAAUUCGAUGAAAAUGAAUUCAAUCAAACAAAUGAAGUGGAUUUCGAUGACAACGAUAGCACUUAUAAUUGUGGUGAUCCCGAAAGUAUUGUCAUUACACCAGACAUUUGUUUUGAAGUUCAGGGCGAAGAGGAUGCGGCCAACACUAACGUUGAAUACAAUCAGGGCUUUAAUCCGGCCUUUCAGCCCAAUGUUCCUUACAAUUCAAACACUAAUACCUCAGUCUCUGAUGAUUCAAAACUUCUUCAAUGUUCUUAUUGUGAUUUUAAACAUAAAGAGAGUAAAGUAAUGGUUAGUCAUUUGAGUAAUCACGCGGGUAUGAAACCAUAUCGAUGCCGACGGUGUGGAUUUGAUUCAAACUGGAGAGAAGUGGUGGUUAGACAUUGUGUUUCCAAACAUCAGAGCACUUCUGAAGAUGUCGAACAAAGAUUCCGAUGUACUGUUAAUAAGACAAUGUGUAAAAUAAUUGAUGACAAUAUUGCACCUAAAGUGGUGAGUACAUCAUCAGCACAUCUUCCCAGUGCUGUUCAGGCCUUUCAAGAAUCUCAUCAAAGUGUACGCAUCAGUGGAUUCAAAGGAAGCUUUGUUUGUGAUUUGUGUCCAUUUAGAGCCGAGAAAGCUUUUCAUAUGGAUUUCCACGUCAAACGUCAUCAGCCAUCGAGUGGUCCUUUCAAAUGUCCGCACUGUCCUUAUUGGGUAAACGCAAAGAAGUCAUUAGUAAAACACAUGCUUUUACACUCUGAAGACAAUAUGAAUUCAGUCGAUCGAAAUAGUGUUAACAAUACAAAUGAUGGCAUGGAAUUCAUGAGUACUGAUAAUAGUCAAGUAGGCGAUGAAAGUGAACACGAAUUGACUAUCAAUGAAGGCCGAGAUAUGGUUAACCAGUAUUAUCAACAAAAUAUGAAUUUCCCAGUUAGUAGACAAUCGGCGAGUGUUAGCAAAAAUCGAUGCGACAAAUGUCCGUUUAUUGCGGGCACCAAAACACAACUUUUAUAUCACAAACAGUUCCAUCGGCCGAACAGAAAUGCCACUUAUUCUUGUAGUUUAUGCACUUAUUCAGUCAGUUAUCUGCAUCUAUUGAACCAACAUAUGAAAGUCCAUUACCAGAAUCCUGCGAAUAUGCAAUCGCCUAUCAAUUAUUACGAAUUACCUCAAGAAGAUGAACAAGAAAUGGAAGACUCGGAUGAUAGGGACGAAUCUGACAUUCCGUUUACUUGGGUUCAGAUCGGAAACAAUAAACGGAAACUAUUUCAGUGUCGCUUCUGUUCUACCACUUCUAAGAGAAGAACCUAUAUCUAUGUUCACGAAAAACUUCACUCAAACAACACUAAUGAGGCCUUCAGAUGUUCACAGUGUGUGUUCGAAACUCGCGAUUCAAAUGACUUUUUGUCACAUCUUAGUGAUCAUAAAAUUGACUCCAAUAAUGAAAAUAUAAAAAAAUCAAAUGAGACCAACUUUACGACGCCAUCCGUCUCUGUCAUUGAUGUCGAUAACAUAAGACAAGGAAGCAGAAGAAUGUUUUCGUAUGUUUGUCGCGACUGUCCGGCCGCCUUUAAAAGUCCCGGAGAUUUGAAAAUUCAUUCGGCAUUUCACGGUAAUGAACACCCCCACCACUGCCCGUAUUGUAAUUAUAAAGCAAAGAAUAAGCCACAACUUUGUAAACAUUUGUACGUUCACACCGCUGAAUACAUAACCAAAAGAGCCAACUGUUAUCCCGACGGAACUAAACUAUUGAUUGGAGACGCCGUCGAUCAGAUGAAACGCGAUCUCAAGUGUCCUAAUGAUAACUCGCAGGCAUUCCAAUCGCCAAACGGCACCAAUUCGUUGCUCAAGAAGACCGACUCUCAAUCAUCUCUUAAGGCCGACGAUUCUACAACUCCUAUAAUACCGAAGGAUAUUGAUUCCGACAGAUUCCCGAAACGAGCGGCACUUUUCCAGAGCAACGGACAAAACCCAACACAACAAAUGAUUUUAUUGGAAAUGAAUGAAUCGAAAGCUUAUUUUGAGAAAUUGAGAACUGGAAAUAAACAACGAUUUAGUUACCGGUGCUCUCACUGUCCGGCAAUAUUCAAUAAUGUCAAUACAUUGACAUUUCACGUGUCACUGCAUGGAAGUGAUGCGCCAAACAAAUGCAAACAUUGCAGUUAUAGCACAAUCUCUGCUCAAAGUCUUUUGGUUCACAAACAGUUACAUAAUUCUCAUUCAUUUAAUUCAGUUUCAAAUCCGCAAUCCCUUUAUAACCAUCGCUGCGAUCGAUGUCCGGCCACUUUCUCAAAGAAGACACGUUUGGAGAAGCAUUUGACACUUCAUGGACUCGACGCCAAAUGGAAGUGCGAUCAAUGCGAUUAUGCCGUACAUUACGCGGCAACACUUGUUAAACAUAGAGCUUGUCAUCAAUUAAGUCCUGAUUUCAAGACACUUGAUAGUGAAGAUAAUCAGUUAGAAGUAACUGAAUUGGAACAGUUGGCCAAAAAUAAAGAAACUAAUAAUACAGAAACGACAUCUGCAACAGUCAAUGAUAACAUGGAUAAUAAAGACAAACAAAAUGAUGAACAAAAAGAUGGCGAAAAACUGGACGAUAAAAUUAUGUAUUGUUGUGAUCGGUGUCCAUAUGUUAAUAGUCGUAAAGACGCCGUUCAAAGUCACCUCAAACGACACGAUCAGCAAAUACGUAACGUUCGCGACGGCAAACAAUGUCCUUAUUGUGAUUACACGUGUCUUCAGUCGUCAUAUCUUAGAGAUCACAUUCAAUGGCAUUUUGAACCAAUUCAUGACCGGAAACCCAUACUAUUUACUUACUUCAAUGAUAUGGAAAUCUGGAAAUUGGAAACUCUUGAAACCGAACACUUGGAACUAAAUGAAGAUAUAAAUGAAAUAAAUGGAAAGUCAAAUGAGAACGAAGAUGAAGCCAAACAAUUGUUCUUUAAAGAUCUUGGGAUCAAUUAUGAAAUUCAACAACGAUUUGAGCCAUUAGAAGAUGACCACGACUUGUAUGAACUCUACGAAGGAGUCGAAAGUGUCUGUUCCGACAGUGAAGAUGAAGAAGACAUACCACCUGUUAAUGAGUCGAUUAGUGCGCUAUAAAACAAUUCAUUUGAUUUUUUUAAAUUUAAUAAAUUAGUUAUAUAUUUAUAAAAUUGUAAUUAAGAUAAUUAUAGUUA